AGGCGCACUGUGCGAUGUUCUUAUUCAUUAAAAGCAGAGGUUGCGCUCGUGAUAGGAUCCUCAAAUUGAAAGAGAAAUUUUCGUGUGAUUGUUUAUUUGGUAUCCGAUUAAAUACUAUUAAUUAACGAUGCCUGCGACGAACGUCGAGGACGAUCCGUAUGCGCAUGUUGCGAAAGGCGCUCUGAAAUUGAAGAGCGAUCAAACAGUGAGCAAGAAGAAAAAAGAUAAGAAAGGGAAGAAGAAAAAGCUGGUGGAGGUAUCGAAGAUCAUUGAGGAAGAGAAACCUCAAAAAGUGGAAGUGAAACGGACGAAAGCAGAGCUAGCUUUUCAGAAAAUGCAAGAGAAAAUGCAAACCGAAAGAAUCAAACAGAAAGCUUCCAAGACUCAUAAACAACGAGUGGAGGAAUUUAAUCGACAUUUGGAUAGCUUAACUGAACACUUUGACAUACCUAAAGUGAGCUGGACGAAAUGAACACCAAGAUGUUUCUCAACAAAUUUAUUUAUAUGUGUACAUAUGUAUUAUAAACAAUUUUAAUUUAAGAUAAAAACAUGAACAUUUUAUAUAUAAUCAUGGCAUUAUUUUAAUCCUUAAGUAUUUAUAUUAAGUCAAAUCUUUUUUUGUUCCUUUUUUUGAAGAGAAAAUUUUGGACUAAACAUGUCAAAUCUACUGAUAAAUUUUGUCUUAAUAUUGGCAUUUAUUUGUUUAGUUUUAAUUACUUAAGGAUUAAAUAAGUUCUAUCUUAAAUAUAAGAUAAAUAUGAAAAUUAUUAAGGCAUUACAAAAGAACUUGUACUUGUUGUAAAAAAUAUAUAAAAACAUGGUCAA
Messenger RNA from Pogonomyrmex barbatus (red harvester ant), 825 nucleotides. Its product is annotated as protein FAM32A-like. Lineage: Eukaryota; Metazoa; Arthropoda; Insecta; Hymenoptera; Formicidae. The record is from RefSeq and is a predicted model, not a curated record. Gene Ontology annotation, cellular component: nucleolus.